Westerdykella ornata is the source of this 1573-nucleotide messenger RNA. RefSeq lists its product as uncharacterized. The record is from RefSeq and is a predicted model, not a curated record. The transcript is spliced from 2 exons. Lineage: Eukaryota; Fungi; Ascomycota; Dothideomycetes; Pleosporales; Sporormiaceae. Bases 1 to 1197 code for a protein of 398 amino acids.
AUGGCGCGGGAGUCCGGACGAGAGAUGGACGUUGAUAUCGUCAGUUCUGGUACCGGCGACGCUACGGGGAGAGAUGCUGCAGUGAGAAAUGAGAGAGCGCCAGCCACCCCGAUUGACUUGCCGGCGGAACAGUUGAUCAAGAAUCUGCGCAUUCUGUUCCACAAGCACUUAGACGAAUUCGACCGCUUGCUCGACAGAACAACGGGAUUGUGCGAACCAGGCGAAUCCUACUACGAUUUCGAAGUAGGCGACUCGCUGCUCUUACUUAGAGAGCGGGUAUGGAACUGCGGGUCGACCAUUGACGAUGAUACGAUUAAAAACGCCUCCAAGGCAGCGAAGAAACUUGUCGAGUGCUGGCAGGCAGGACUUAAGGUGAAAGAAAUUCUUCCUGGUGUUUUCCAAGAUGAGGAUAUCUUUGGAAUAUAUAAGCUCUCGCUGGCGAAGUCACCAGUUCGACCUUUUAACGACGUUCAGAAAGAAGCAGUCCACUAUCUCAAGCCAGAAGACCAAAGCACAGGAAUUCACCGCCUCCAGCCUCCCGAAAAAAGCCAGGCAUUAAGCCUGAUCUCAGCUCUCCUCCAACACUGGAGCCCAGCGCCCAAUGAAGACACCUACCUCGCCUUCGGCUACGCAGCCUGCAGCAACGACGUGGAAAUAAGCCACUUGAAUGGCCUGUAUCACAAGCUCUUGAUCCAAUGCGUCGACAAGGUGGAAAUGUUCCAGGCCCUCUGGAUGGCCCUCAAAUCUAACACCAUGGUCUCCUUUUUCGAACAAAACGGAUUUCAUAGAACGGCGCUUGAUUGCAUCUCGGGGCCUGUCCGCUAUUUCGUAUUCCCGCCAAAUAAACGGCCAUCAGUGUUCCGCCAUAUCGCAUUCAUACGCGCCAGCGCCUUAACGGAACCUCCUCCUGUGCUGCGCCGCGACUAUGGAUAUCAGCUUUGUAAGCAGAGGGAGGAGGUGGAGAAACUGAAGAAAAUUUACGGGCAUAUCUUGAGAAAUCGCGAUCCAUGUGCACUGCACAAUUCAUGUGUUGGGCGCCAACUUUGGCAGUUGGUUUUAGAGACAAAGGCGCCCGUUGAUCUUCAGAAGGAUAGGCGAUUCUUCGUAAAUAUCGCGCCGCAUCCUGAGCUGGGGUUUGAGUCGGGGCCCGACGGCUUGAAGGGGUAUGAGGGCCAGCUUUUCAAGAAGAGGAUGUGAGAGUCGGAGUGCUUCGACCUUCCGUACGAUUAGGUGGGCGCCAUAGCGCUUUGGAGGGGGAGGUCCGACUGGAUUUUGAGUAUUGACUCAGUGGCCGUGCCAAAUGUGACGGAUGUACGAUAUUUACUUCUUAUUUUCUCUUUCUUUUGAGGGCGAGGUGGAGUCCGUCGGAUUCAUCUGGAUAUUGCAGGAUUGCCCUCAUGCCCAGAUUCGAUUCGGUUUUGGCAUCUCGAUCCGAACGGGAAAGGCGGACAUGAUGGCGCCGAUGGGAGUUUGGAAGACAGUUCGGAUUUUCCUUAUUUUCAGUUUACCUUCAUGAUGAUUUCCCUCUCAAUCUGGUGUAUUGAACGGAGAUGAUGACGAUCAAUGAAUGGGG